Messenger RNA from Carassius carassius (crucian carp), 1070 nucleotides. RefSeq names its product regulator of G-protein signaling 5. The record is from RefSeq and is a predicted model, not a curated record. NCBI's taxonomy places the organism in Eukaryota, Metazoa, Chordata, Actinopteri, Cypriniformes, Cyprinidae. The annotation marks the transcript as partial. The transcript has 5 exons.
UGUGGACAGUCAUUGUGUGGUGUUCUCACCCAACAGCUGUCCGUGUUGUUUCACGAUCUCAGGAUCAGAUUAAUGUCACUAUAUAACAGCAGCACACAGAGACAGAGAGAGUCAAGCGGAGCUGGAGACAUUCGAUCGAUUCUCCGAGGUCCUUUCAGACGUCGUGUGAUGUGUAAGGGGCUGUCUGCCAUCCCCUCCUCAUGCCUGGAGAAGGCGAAGGGCAUGAGGGUCAAACUGUCCCACCUGACCGAAAAGCAGGAGUGGGUUCACAAACACAGAGCGUGUGAGAAGCUGCCUCAGGAUCUGGAGUCUCUGCUCAACAGCAAGCCGGGCAUCCAGGCGUUUCGCUGCUUCCUGCGCUCCGAGUUCAGCGAGGAGAACCUGGAGUUCUGGCUGGCAUGUGAAGAGUACAAGAGCACAUCCGGGUCCAGACUGGCGGCCAGAGCCCACAACAUCUACAAGCAGUUCAUCAACCCUGACACUCCUCGGGAGGUGAAUCUGGACAGUGAGACCCGCGAGGCGUUGAUGGGGCUGAUGGAGGAGCCCACAGCGGACACAUUCGACGAGGCUCAGCACCGGAUCUUCUCUCUGAUGGCUAAAGACUCGUUCCCACGUUUCCUGCGCUCCUCUUACAGCCAGCAGCCUCUCAGAGUCCUGUGAGACACACUGUGUAUCUGUGGUCUAGACUAGAUCUGGAGUUAAUCUGUAGAGACGCAUGAGCCACAGUCAGGUAGAAUAAAGUGUAGUAGGACAUAGACUCUUUAGACAUUUGAAAACAUCUAUAAUCACUCACUUUGCCUUUAUAUAUAUCUUUGAACCUAAUAAAGUUAUUUGGCUCAAAAUGGAAGUGUUUGGCAGUCAAUCACACACUGAGAGCCAGUCGGAGAUCUUGAAGCUCAAGGUCGCCACACAAUCAAGGCUGAACAAAGAUAAUAAAGCAGGCAGAGAAUCACAGCGUUCAGCCAAUCACAGAACGAGCAGCCCGUCCUUGACCACAGGGAGACCUCCAGAGAUUAAUCGCAGUAAGACAAUGAGUGUGACUGCUUACCAGUGGAAAAACGUAUAUGUGA